GCACACUGCAAAUACUUCAUAACAUCGUGUUCUUUUGCAUGCGAUUUGUUUCGCACCAGCACCGUAAGCCAACCACAAACAUCGCUGUCCUGAUGGACGUGUCUCAGUUUCUCAAGUCUUUCAAGAAGAACGUCGCCGCUAAGGGCAAACGCGUCUCUGCGGUGGGUCCAAGCGCCGGCGUUACGGAUGCGACGGAAGCGGAAGAGCUGAGCGAACUCCUGCACUCCGACAGCGAUCACGAGACAGAGGGGCCGUCGGCGGACUACGUGGUGGGCGGUCGUGCGGACCGCAUCAACGGGAAGCGCUACGCCGCACACGAAAAGCACAAUCAAGAGUUCGAAGCUCUCAAAGUCUUCAGCACCAACGUCAGUCGAGCCGACGAGCCGGGACGCCUGCAGCGGCAGCGCGCCGCCGUGGCUCAGCAGCUGAAAACCUCACAAAAGCGUCCCCGGGCAGAGUUGGUCGCGUCCGUGCGUGGGGAACUGUUGCGACAGCGCGAACAGCUGCAGCGAGCGCGCGCCUCUGCUUCCGCGGAAGUGGCGGGGGAAACUCCUGUCGCGCAGGUGGAGGCAACCAUGGUGCAGGUGGAAGACCUGUUAUUGUCGCAGUCCGCGGAUAAGGCAGCAAUCGGCCCGCCCACUGCAACGUUGCUGGACUUCCUUCCUCCUGCGCGUGCGCCUGCGGUUACCCUGGUGGCGGCCUCUUCUUCAGGUCCGCCGGAAACAACCGUAGGGCCAUCUUUCCCUGUCGCUGAGUCUGCGAUGGUUGCGGCCGCCAGCGGUGUUAGUGCAGCACCCUCUUCCCUGCCUCGAUCAACAACGGGUGCUCAGGCGAAGGCGACGGAGACGCCUGCACCAGCGAAGAAGCGGUCAAAAUUUGAACUGGCGAUGGCGAUGGCGAAAGCCGAUGAGAACGAAUGA
Messenger RNA from Leptomonas pyrrhocoris, 920 nucleotides. RefSeq lists its product as hypothetical. The record is from RefSeq and is a predicted model, not a curated record. The transcript has a single exon. NCBI's taxonomy places the organism in Eukaryota, Euglenozoa, Kinetoplastea, Trypanosomatida, Trypanosomatidae. Bases 39 to 920 code for a protein of 293 amino acids.